AUGAUCAUACCUACUGUGUCAAUCACACAACAAAAAGAAACGGAGCUUCAUGUUUUCUGUGACGCCUCAGAAUUAGCAGUCUCGGCAGUCGCUUACCUCCGGACGUACGAUGACCAAGGAAAGGAACACAUUGGGUUCGCUCUAGGAAAAUCCAAGGUAGCCCCUAAACAUGGACACACAAUACCCCGUUUGGAAUUGUGCGCUGCAUUACUGGGAACUGAAAUCGCCCAGAUAAUACAACGUAACCUUAGUAUAGACUUAAAGCUGACAUCCUAUUACAGUGACAGUAAGGUUGUACUAGGAUAUAUCUGCAAUAAGAAAAAAAGAUUCCACAACUACGUCUGCAAUCGAGUACAGAGAAUCUUAGAGGUGUCAAAUAGUGGUCAGUGGUCAUACGUUCCCACCAACAAGAAUCCAGCGGAUUGUGGAACUAGAGGUUUAUCGAACGCCAAGGACAUACAAGAACAGUGGCUCAACGGUCCCAAAACGCUUGAGGCAAAACAUCUAUCAAUAUAG
Messenger RNA from Pecten maximus, 516 nucleotides. RefSeq lists its product as uncharacterized. The record is from RefSeq and is a predicted model, not a curated record. Bases 1 to 516 code for a protein of 171 amino acids. Lineage: Eukaryota; Metazoa; Mollusca; Bivalvia; Pectinida; Pectinidae. The transcript has a single exon.